UUUAUCAGUGAAGUUGGAAGACAGUGGAGAUGAAAUGCUAUUUCGUGCACGGGCGUAAUUCAUCUUUCAUUUUAGGCGCUCUUUAACUGUUGAUUUUAUAUAAUUAUUGUGUACGAAUCAACACCUCUCUAAACAUCCUGGAUAAAAUCUAGCGAGCUGAAUGCUGCGCACCGUGUGGGGGGAAACUUCACAUCCUGGUGUUGGGUGGUUAGCUUGCUAGCCAUUCUGCAUCGAUUUCACAAACGCUGAUCGUUGCACUAAGUGUGAAUUUGGGGUUUGCAAGAUAUUGGCGCUUGUCGUUUGAUAAGAUCUGCUGCCUCAGCUGUGAUGUUCCACCUGUAACAGCAUCGCGCCCAGUUGAAGAUGUGGCGCCUAGUCGGUACUUUUGUCUGUAGAUAGGAGACAUUGCAAACCACCGUGAAGUGGCAGCUUUUUGUUUACGUUGUCUGCUGUAUCGACAAAAAGCUGAAAGCAAAGCGACCAAUACUCGCCAGGAUGUCCGAGGUGAUAAUAACAUUUCAGUCUCAGCUAUCCGGCGUGAUGGAGACUGUUUUUAAGGCUGCCAUGUUUGAAAUUACAAGGUUGGUAGAGGACAGCUUUCUAGAGGAAGUGUCUCGAAGCAGAGAACAAGUCGAGUCGCUAAAGAAGCGACUACAACUGUUUGAGAAUAGACGUAAAGACCGCGACAACCCACGCCGAACACGGUGUGUAAACUGUGGAAAGGCAGAUGGUACCUCCGAGAACCCUGUAGACAGGAGUGGAGAGACACAGUCGAAUAGAGGCAGUGGGCUGAAGCAAGAGAAAAGCCAUGAGGAUGGCUGGAACAGCUGUAGCAACACUGAGGAAGAUUCCUUCAAUGCGAUUCAGCCAGAAACAGCAGCAGGUUCAACUUCUGGGGAUGUGGAUAUUACUACGGGAAGAGUAAAGGAAUACUCGCAGCGGAAAGAGGAAACUUUGCGAAAUGUGCAGGAGCACUCAGACAAGUGGAGUAUGUGUAUGGAAGCAGAGGGAGAGCUGUUCCACUCAUCUUCAAGUAAGUGUGUCAGCGGUGAGGAACUCGGACAGUGCCGGGAUGAGUGGGAAGCGGAACCGCUGAGCCGGUCCCAAGACCCUGGCCCAGACAGGGAGACUGAGGGCCCACAGGGAUUGCGAUACAGCAUGGAUGAACUUGGUCAUUUUGAGACGUCUUACAACAGCCAGGAUCUGGACAUGGGGGACUUGCGUGGUUUGUCAAACUCUCCUGCAAGAGAGGAGGAUGCUGUCGGCUUCAGAGCCAUGCAGACUCAUCUGCCUGGUGAUUUUGGUGUGAUGGAGGAGAGCAGUGGGCGCACACACGCGUCCAGCUUCCAAAAAGGGAGGAGAAGCACACUCAGGUCUCAUGGACGGUCACCAGCAGAACUUUCGUGCGGCAACGCUAGUUCGGCAGAUCUGAACUACUUGCUGAUCAACGAGGAUGGCUGCUUGGAGAACACGAGCACCAUGUACCAGCACGGUGACGAAGACGGGCAGAGAGAGCAUGGACUCCUCCCUAGCAGUUCAUCGCUGGUCCAUCCUGAACACGAACAGAUGUAUGCAGGAGACCCCUACAGCCACGCGGCGUUGCCGUCGACUGACGGUGUGGCUGAGCACGGCGGCGAAGCGAGGCUGCACACUUGCAGCCAAUGUCUAAUCAGUUUCCCCGAUGCCAGGUCCCUCAAGUCCCACAUGCAGUCCCACCGAGCAGCAUCCUCUAGCCGCUACUCAUGCAACCAGUGUGGGAAAACGUUCACCCAGGCCUGCAACCUUAAAGUCCAUCAGCGCAUCCACCAGGGGGAAGGCCUCCACCUGUGCAGCCACUGUGGCAAAGGGUUCCCAUCGUCUGGCGACCUCCAGAAGCACCAGUGCAGCCAUGCCGUGGACAAGCCGUACUGCUGCUCUCUGUGCGGCAACAAGUUCAGCCGCCUGUGGAAUCUGAAGCUGCAUCAGCGGAUCCACACGCAGGAGAAGCCACACAGUUGCACUCUGUGUGAUAAAAGUUUCACCCGAGCGGACAUACUGAAGGUCCACUACCGGACGCACACGGGAGAGCGCCCAUACUCCUGCACGGUAUGUGGCCUCAGCUUCAAACGGCUGGACCAUCUGAAAUCACACCAGCGCAAACACAGGCCUGAUUUCCAUUCAGAUUUAAGUGAACUUAGCCCAAGAUAUAUCAUUGUGAAGGCUUCAAUUGGAAGUGCGCAGUCUGUAACACGAAAUAUGUCAGAGACUAUCAUCGUCAGUUUUCAGACCCAGCUGUCUAAUGUCUUGGAGACUAUUUUGAAGUCUGCCAUGUACGAGAUCACCAGGUUGGUCGAGGACAGCCUUUUGGAGGAAGUGGGCCGUGGAAAGCAAGAAGUGGAGCUGUUACGGCUCAGGCUACAGCAGUCUGAGCUAAAACUUAAGGAGAAAGAAUGGGAGACAAGCCGGAGAGGGAGAUGUGCCGACUGUGGAAGGACCCCCAUCUCUAAUGAGUCAAUACCUGGUGGAGGGGAAGGCCUUGCUAUAAAGCAGGAGGGUGUAAAGUGGAGCAGCUGUGACCGGGAAGAGGCACAAGAGGAAAUCCUUUCUCCGGCUUCAGAAAGGGAAUUCAAGGUCAUAGAACUGGAUGGUGUUCAACCUUCGGACAUAGUGAAGAAAGAGAUCCUCACGGACUCAGCAGACUCCCAGGACAUUGGGUCGCGACUAACCCAUCGUUUCUCAGGAGACAGGCAAACACCCCAGAAAGACACUUCAGGUGUACAGAGUGACUGUAAGCGCUCUGAGGCAGUAGCCAAGCAGGUGGAAAUGAAACAUCCCAAAGGCGGCAUGAGCAAUCAAGGAUCAAAGGACCAAGCAUCCUCUAGGUGUCAUUCCAUGAGAACACAACCAGGACCUGAGCUCCUAACAAAAGACCAAACCAAACCUCCAUCAUCUCAACUCCGGGCAGGCACCAACACCUCCACGACCUCCACAGAGCCUGUUAACGUGCGGCAUCACGCCGGGCCCUCUGACUCCCUGCUGGCCAAACAGACGAUGGUUGUUGGGUAUCCCCAGUGGAGGGGAAGCGCGGAGGAGGAGGCACCUCGAGACAACGGGGUGCGUAACCCUCCCAAAGUAAACAGGCCAAGGGCUCCCAUCGCGCCUCAGACGUCACCGAGCCGUCGUCAAAUAGACCAGGUAAUGGGGGUUCCCCAGCCCCAGCGGCACAGAACCGACGGUGGCUUGGCCACUCAACCCGUGGUUCACCACGAGCCGGUCAGAAAGCAAAGUCUAGGUCUCGCUCAGCCAGAAGUGGUAGCCGCUUCAAACCUGGCUGCUGCUGCUGAGGGGGACAGGAGCGCCGCCGCCUCGCUCUACAAGAGCGCCACCACGAGGCCCGCGCAGCUCCACCAUCACCAGCGGGCUUUCGCCAGUGGAGGAAGGCGAAUCGGCGCCCUCCACUUGAGCCGCGGCUACGCACAGAUGGCGAACAUCAAAACACACCUGAGCCACCACCACCACGCGUCAAAAUCGCCACACAGCUGCAACACCUGUGGGAAAGGGUUCUCCCACCUGUGUCACUUGCGAGCCCACCAGCAGACGCACACAGGCGAGAGGCCCUUCUGUUGUGCCCUGUGUGGCAGGAGCUUCACCAAGCUGAGCAACCUGAAGGCACACUGCAGGGUGCACACCGGGGAGAGACCUUACAUAUGCUCGGACUGUGGCAAGCGGUUCACGCAGAAGUGCAACCUCAAAAGGCACCAGAGAAUCCACACUGCUCACUUGUGACCGUUGUUGCAGUAGGCCCCUGUACAGUACAGUUGCCACCUGCCUGGUGCUUGUUUUGGACACUAAUAUGGGUUGGAAAGGAACAGAUUGAAAGGAAAUCUGAUUAUCAUGAUCUUAUAUACUUUUUUAUAUGGAAACCGGUUUCUUUCAUUACCUCUACCUCUAUAUGUUAAUGUUUAUUGAAUGUUAAGUGGUAUUUAAACUGAGCCCCAGAAAAAAUAUUUCAUAUUAUGAGUUAGAUGUUUUUGUUCAUACAUUUGAUUCUAAUGUUAUCUUAACAGGCACUGUGGUGUAUUGGGUGAGUGGUGAACAGUGGUAAAGCAAUAAAUGCAAACUGUUUUCAAAACGCAAAUGUACAUUUUCAUCUUGGUUUUUUUCAAUACAUGUGUAUAGUAUUUAUCUUUUUCGCAGUCCUUUCCAAAGAAUUAAAUGUGAUGUAAUGUAAAUUAAUUAUGUUUUUCUUUAGAUUAAAUUGAACCUUAACUAGA
Molecule: messenger RNA, 4253 nt
Organism: Engraulis encrasicolus (European anchovy)
Lineage: Eukaryota; Metazoa; Chordata; Actinopteri; Clupeiformes; Engraulidae
Exons: 7
Coding region: 496-3765 (1089 amino acids)
Biological process (GO): regulation of transcription by RNA polymerase II
Molecular function (GO): DNA-binding transcription factor activity, RNA polymerase II-specific; RNA polymerase II cis-regulatory region sequence-specific DNA binding
Source: RefSeq, a predicted model, not a curated record